GCUUGCUGCUGUGUGUGAUAGGAGCAUGUAGAGCAGCAGCUGAAGACUCAAAGCAGUCUGCGGGAGGUCACUUUCCUGAGUAGCACACAACAAACAGAGGAUUUUCGGGAAGAGUUAGCCUCGACGACAUGGAUUACUGGAGUGCCUUGGAGGUGUAUAAGGAGAUGGUCCUGCUGUACCUGCAAGAGGGCCGGCGACAGGUCAACCUGCGCUGCGCCGACCUGGAGCCGUGGCAGAUCAUCGGAGCGGCGGUCAUCACCACGCUGGGAGCAGUCUGGGUCAAAGGCUUCCUCUUCCAGCAAGAAAGUCUCACAUCCCGAAUCAAGAAGCAGGGCUUUCGACUCAUCAGAAAAAUACCCUUUGUUGGCAUAGCAAUCCAGAGCCAGCUGAACAAAGCUUUGGAUGACAUGUCGGCCAGUCUGUGCACGCUGAAGGAAGGGAUGAGCUACACUAAGCAGCUGCCAUCUAAAGGUCUCUCUCAGAGCCAAGUGCUGGACAAAAUCAGAGAGUACGAGACUCUGAAUGAGGUGCAGUGGGAGAAAGGAUGUGUUUCGGGUGCAGUGUACUGGGGCGAUGAAUCCCUGACCAAACUCCUUGUGAAGGUAUAUGGAGAUUUCGCAUGGAGCAAUCCACUUCACCCUGACAUCUUUCCUGGCGUAAGGAAGAUGGAGGCAGAGGUUGUUAGGAUGGCUUGCGCGCUUUUCCAAGGCGGGCCCAGCUCCUGCGGCACAGUUACUUCAGGGGGAACUGAGAGCAUACUGAUGGCCUGCAAGGCGUACAGAGACAUGGCGUACGAACGAGGCGUCAAAUACCCUGAAAUCCUUGCGCCUGUAAGCGUCCACGCAGCCUUUAACAAAGCAGCACAUUACUUCGGGAUGAAGCUGGUUCAUAUUCCCCUUGAUAACAAAACUAUGAAAGUGGAUGUGAAGGCUAUGAAGAGAGCCAUCAACAAGAACACAGCCAUGCUCGUGUGCUCGGCGCCUCAGUUUCCUCACGGAAUCAUGGAUCCCAUCGAGGAAGUGGCCAAGCUGGCUGUGCGCUACAACCUCCCGCUGCAUGUGGAUGCCUGUCUGGGAGGUUUUCUCAUUGUCUUCAUGGCCAAGGCUGGUUAUCCACUCGCCCCGUUCGACUUCAGGGUAAAAGGUGUUACCAGCAUCUCUGCAGACACGCACAAGUACGGCUACGCCCCCAAAGGUUCCUCAGUGAUCCUCUACAGUGAUAAAAAGUACCGUCACUAUCAGUACUUUGUGGCUCCAGACUGGCAGGGGGGAAUCUACGCUUCGCCCUCCGUGGCGGGCUCCAGACCAGGAGGUAUCAUCGCCGCCUGCUGGGCGACCAUGAUGCACAUGGGAGAGAACGGAUACAUAGACGCCACCAGGAAGAUCAUCAGCACAGCACUCAGAAUCAAAACAGAAAUCCAGAAGAUGAAAGGCGUGUUUGUGUUCGGGGAUCCAGAGGUGUCAGUGGUGGCAAUAGGCUCAGAUGUUUUUGAUAUUUUCCGUCUGUCUAAUGCGCUGACGACAAAGGGCUGGAAUCUGAACACACUGCAGUACCCAUCCAGCAUCCACAUUUGCUGCACAGUUCUGCACACCCAGCCGGGGGUCGCCGAUCAGUUUAUCCGUGAUGUCAGAGAGCAGGUCGCCGUCAUCCUGAAGAACCCCAAAGAGAAAACCACAGGAAUGGGAGCGAUCUACGGCAUGGCCCAGUCCAUCCCAGACAGAUCCAUGGUGACGGAGAUCUCCAGAGGCUUCCUCGACUGUCUCUACAGCACCGAGGUUCCCAAGACAAACAACAGCCACAUGAACGGCAACGGCAAAGCCCACUGAAACAGGACUGCCCCCCCCCUCCCUCCCCCGUGGCCCCCGACCCAACUGCACGCAGGGAAAAACGCGUUCGCCUCCUCCCAGAGCUCAACAGUUGCCUUAUCUUGCAUAACUACAGCAUACGGAGAAACAUCUGCAAAGAUCUGUGAAGCACAAGCCAUCGUCAUUUUAAUCAACCCAGAGGGAAACCACUUGUGACACUGCGCCUCAACGGCCCAGAGAAGAAGAGUCUGGUUCCACACAACAAGUUUUAGUCUUUUUGAUUUAGGUUUUCUUUAUGUCGUGUGUGUGUGUGUGUGUGUGUGUGUGUGUGUGUGUGUGUGUGUGUGUUCAUUUCAAUUUUAGCUUUUGUUAAAUCAAUAUAUCUGUCAUCAUCUCUACUGAUUUCACAGCAAAACCAUUCAGUUUUUGUUUUGUUUUUUUACUCCACAACAUUUCAGCUCGCCAUCACCGCUUUAAUAUCUGUGAUGACUCAGCAAAAACCCCAGACCACUGAACGCUUGUUAGAAACGCUGUGCUGCCCUCUAGCAUGAAACCCGUUGUACUGCUCCAGACCGGCUCCACAUGUGGAGCUCUGUGUGUGGUUUAUAGAUAUCAUGUACCAGCUCUCUGGAAAACAGCAUUUUAAUGAAUGGGGGAAAAAAAAAAAAAAAAAAGCACUGCAACGCCCAGACAAGAACAUAUCAGGUUAAUCUGUAAAUCACUUGAAACUGCAGUUCUCUGAUGUCAGAGUUCGUCUGUAAGCAUGAACACGUUUGUCCUCGUUUGUUAGCACUUAGUGUGAUGAUGUUCUUUCUGUUUUAAAUCUGUGGUCCAUCUACAGUGGUUGGAUGUGUAGACAGAGGGAGAAGGAUUUGGACAGUGGGAGCUUUGAAUGUCAUUAAUAUUCAAUCAAUAAAAUGUCUUUAAAUUGGAAUAAGGGGUAAAUUGUAACCAGGGUAGGAAUAUUUUGAAGUGGCUAAAGAUUAUGAGCCUUUUUGAUUGUUCCUCAGAACUGGCGAGGCUUCCUCACGGUAAAUUGGCCUGUAAAGAAAAUUAUUGACGGACUGGACUGAAGGCUGUUUCCACCCCUGGUCUACUGUAUAUUAUCAAGUAGCAGAAGCUCAGUAUUCAGUAUUUCCUCACCUGUGUACUACCUUAUUUUAAUCAUUUAACUCCUAAUUCAAUCUACCUCAGCUUCUACUCUAAUGUCAUUUAUUCAUCCACUGAAACACAUUCAAACAUUUUCCAUUUCUAAUAUAAACUUCACGAUGUUAGGGCAUUUGACAAACUGUAAUAAAGUGUUCUUAGAGAUACUGAGAGGAAACAGAUCCACUGUGAUGGAGGUCUCCAGCUUCUCUGAAUGUGGAACUACUUUUCCAAUCGGCAGGAUACGUUAGCAUUUACUAACAGGCUGAUAACCGCAACACCAAAAGGACCUUGUGUUCUCUUUAUUUCACGGGCUUUCCUAAUAUUGUGUAUUUCCAUGAAAUUAUUUCCACAUUUGUGCAAUAUGUAACUUCUCCUUUUUAUGAAUGAGACCGAAGGGGGAAAUGCUCCGCUAUUAAUGUUUAAGAUGCGUUAUCAGAGGCGUAGUGUUGAUUGACAGCUCAUCAGCCUUGUUGGUGUAAUUUAACCAUUUGUGUGACCACUGGGUGUUUUAUUAAUCACUUAAUUUGUGACUCUUUUUUUUUUUUUGUGAGUGUUUGUUUUAAAGAGAUCAGACAUGAAUGUAUUUAGGUUCUUACAUGUGCGGGGAUUUUUCCGUCUUUUUGUCAGUGCCUGGUUAAAAGACUGAUGCCAGACAGAGGACGUAACACCCCACCCCACUAGCGAUUGAAGCUCACCCCAUCAUCUGUUACCAUCCUUUAAUACUGCGGCCAGUGACAGGAUGUGGAAACUCAUGCCUGUCCAAAAACAAAAAAAAGGACUUUUCUAACAAUGUUUGCUUUGGAGAAAUAUCCUCAAAAAGUGUGAUGAUGGAACGGCCAAGAAAUCUCUUGAAUAAAAAUUUUUAAUGCAAAUUCCUGAUUCUGUAAAAGUCCACACAGAUAAUGUAUCAUCUGUCCUGUGUGUAUUCUUGUACUUUGGCCAUAUGAUGGAGCAAUAAUGAGCGUUCGCCUCUGUGCCUCCAGAGGUUUGAACUCAUGACAUCUCUGCAGUUUUUCUCUCUUUUCAUCCUCAGGGAUUUGGCUUCAAAACGACAUCAGUUAAAGUCCACUGCUCUUUCAGACGUUCACAGGGAGGACAAAACGACACUUUAAAUCAGCGGUUCCCAACUUUUUCCAGCGCAUGGCCCACUUGAAAAUGUCAAACGUUGGCAGCCGUUACAUUAAAUUACAGAGGCCAGAUAAUGUCUUCUCAGAGCACUUUUUAUUUAAAUGAUAACGAUGGAGCUUUUACCCUGGAUGUUAUUUUUCAGCGUGCAGUCAGACUGAGAUAGGAAACAAGUAUAUGAUGUUCAGUGGCGACAACAUAAAAGUUCCUAUUGUUGGCUUAUCACAGUGAUAGUCCUUAAUAUGAGAAGAGUUUUAAACAUGUUUCAUAUUAUAUAUUUGUAUUUCUAAUUAUAUAUUCUAAUUUUUCACCAAAAUUGUUGUUUUUCAAAUGAUUCAAAUGAUUCAUCGGCCCUCUUGCAAUACCUUCGUUUCCCACUAGUGGGCCCCAGCCCAGAGGUUUGGAACCACUGCUGUAAAGUAUAUUACAAUCCAAUUCAGCAGCCCAUAACAAGUAUAACCUGAUGUCAGGCUUGUAGUGUUGAACUUUGUAGAUUUUGCUUCUGAAUGUACGAGGUUUAAAUCUGUUCACGUCAGCCUGCGUCCUUGUUUAGCUGAUCUAUUUUAGGUGAGGACGCACCUGCUGGUUCCUCUUAGCAAGUGAUCCAUAGCUAACACUCAGAGUGGUCUAACAGUUAACGUGGCAGAUGUCUACAGUGUUGUGUGUUGUGUGUUUUCAAUAAAAUACAUUCAGUCUGAGAAGAA
Molecule: messenger RNA, 4783 nt
Organism: Seriola aureovittata
Lineage: Eukaryota; Metazoa; Chordata; Actinopteri; Carangiformes; Carangidae
Gene: sgpl1
Product: sphingosine-1-phosphate lyase 1
Exons: 14
Coding region: 129-1826 (565 amino acids)
Biological process (GO): sphingolipid catabolic process; carboxylic acid metabolic process
Cellular component (GO): endoplasmic reticulum
Molecular function (GO): pyridoxal phosphate binding; sphinganine-1-phosphate aldolase activity
Source: RefSeq, a predicted model, not a curated record